This is a messenger RNA of Monascus purpureus, 582 nucleotides long. The record is from the annotation of a GenBank genome assembly. Lineage: Eukaryota; Fungi; Ascomycota; Eurotiomycetes; Eurotiales; Aspergillaceae.
GGAAAUUCGACUGCUCACUGAUUCUUGCUCGUCCACCCUGCUAUGGCUUCCUAUUCAACCGGUAGCGAGGCAUAUUCUCGCGAGAAGGCGCCUAACGAUGCUGCAGGCGCGACCUCGCACAACAGCUGGGCGAACAAAUACCGCGGGGCGACUAUCGAAGACUUAGACCCCCCACCAGCGCUUUCUGUAUCUCCAAACCACACCAUUUCCUCGGCUCUCCUAGCAGCCUAUGAGCGCGACUACACCCAUCUGACCGUCAUUUCAUCGACAAGUCGAUUACUCACCGGGUACCUUAGCAUCCCGCGACUGAAAGCGCUGCUGAAAGAAGGCAAAGUCACAGAGUCAGACCCUGUCUCGGCCGCCAUGAACCGCUUCAACCGCAAAAAGGGUACAUACCAAGUCAUUACGAUGGAGACGCCUCUGGAGGAGCUGGAACAAUUUUUCGAGAGUGAGACUGGCCCUAACGGGGAAAAGCGGGAGAAGCAAGACUUUGCCGUGGUGACGGACGCCGCUAGAAAAUUCGUACUGGGUGUUGCGACCAAGGCUGAUUUGGAAGAAUUCGUGAAAAGAAGACCGGCAUGA